AGCGCCAGCGGAGGGCGCCGUUACCCGCGGACGAGCCGCAGCUUCCUGUGAGGAAAGAGAUGACAGAAAGACAAAAUGCUUUCAUCAGAAGGGACAGGUGGCGACCUCAGGAUGGCGUCAGCAGGGCCUCCAGUCACUGCAGGGAGGACGGCGGGGGGAAGGCGUUCGUCUGUAACUGCUGCGGUAAAACUCUGGCCUGCCUGAAGAACCUGAAGACCCACAUGAGGGUCCACACGGGCGAGAAGCCGUUCGUCUGCGCGCUCUGCGGCAAACGCUUCUCCGACUCCAGCAACCUGAAGCGCCACCAGAGCGUCCACACGGGAGAGAAGCGCUACGGCUGCGUCCACUGCGGGAAACGCUUCGCCCAGUCAGGAUCCCUGAAGGUCCACAUGACCGUCCACACGGACUGCAAGCAGUUCAGGUGUUCGUACUGCGGCAAAACCUUCAUCUCCGGCAGCCACCUGCGCCGCCACGUCACCGUGCACGGCGGAGAGAAACGAUUCGCUCCGACGUUUCAGUGACGGAGGUGGGACUAUGGUGUCAACAGAAGGUCAGAGGUCAAAUCCUGCAGGAGCCACACGUGCCAACAGUGAAUGGACUUCCAACAGGUGGACAAAAUAACAAACACCUCAAAUUACAACACGAGGGCCCGGCAGCGAACAGCUCGUGGCUUAUAAGAUGAAACUGGCACGGCGUGUUUUAGUUUUCCCCUGAAAAAGGUGACGUCGUGUCGUGGUCGUCGUGUCGUGGUCGUCGUGUCGUGGUCGUCAUGGGGAUUUUAGUUACGACUGUCGACUGACAAAUCUUCUUUCAGUGCGAGGCCUCUGUUAGAAAUAAAAAUCACCAAAAAGAGAUCAACACAAAGCAGGCAACGGCCCCCAAGACCAUCAGGGGCCCCAGAAGUCCCCGUUUCACUGCAUGUCGGUUGGUUUUGGUGAUUUGUAAGGAAAUUUACACGACUAUCAGAAUCAGAAAUACUUUAUUGAUCCCAGAGGGGAAACUCUUUUGUUACAGCUGCUCGCUGUCACGUCAGCGCACACAGGAAGAGAAGCACUAAGCAAGAAAUAUAAUCCACUAUAAUACAGGUAACCGAAUAAAUUAAGUACCAAGUGGGUUUACAGGUUGAUGAUAGAAGUACAGUAUAAGGUAAGAGUGCAAUGAGUAAUGUCAAUAACAAUUCGUACUAAAGUACAAUAUCAGCUGAAGUGUUAUAGAGGUGCCUUGUGUCAAAAUCUAGUUUUAAGAGCUUUAUUAUUUUAGUUUAUUUAGCGCGUUCACAUGGUGCAUAUUCCUAAAUGAAGUCGCCACAAAUGGACAACCUGGGGCCAGGUGUUACGUCACGCGACGUCUGCUGUGUGCUUAAUUGGACUUAAUGGGAACCCGGAGGCGACAGGAUACGUUGACAAUAUAUGGCUUUUCGUUAUUGAUUUUCUGAUGUGUCGAUUAUGUUUUCAACUCUGAAAUGGUCGAGCGGAUCACAAGUCCUGAGAGACCAAGGGGACGUCCUCAGGUGGUCUCGUUUUGUCCUCCAACAGUCUAAAACUCAAGGAUAUUGAAUUUAUUAUCACAUAUGGACAAGGACAAUUAGUAAAUCCUCAGAACUGAGAAACUGGAACCAUCAAAAAUUUGGCAUUUUUCUUGAUUAACAGACAUUAUCAGAAUGGUUUCCGAUUAAGUGGUGGCGUUAAUGGGGCCCCAACAACAAAUUUGGGCCCUGAGGCCCCUGAACAGGUGAUCAGCCACGAAGACAUGACGUGGCUCUUACAGUUUCAUCCCCCUCUGAGUGUUUAGGGGAAACAAACACAACAAACCAGCGGCAUUUAGUUUUCGUUGAGGCGUCGACUCGGCUCUGUUGUCCUGCACAGUGUCCUUCAGUCACUUCCUCUUUGCUAAUGCAGGUUUCCAUAUGAAGCCAAGGUUUGAGACUUGUUCUCUGCCACGUUACAUCAUUCUGGCUUUUGUGACUCUGCAGGUCGACUUCUAAAAUCAUCAGACAUCAGUUCGAGUUUGAUAUUUCAGUUUGAGAUUCAAAUUUCACUCCGGUUGUGUCCCCGAGCGAUUUCGGACUUGCUGUCUGCUGAAAACAAGUUGAUCUGAUUCUCAAUCUAAAAUGUUGAAAUCUAAAUCAGUUGAAGGAUUACGUGCUGCUUCGUGUGUUGAGAAAUAUUUACUCACCUCCUCGGCGGGAGUCCAGGUGCAGCCUGCAGGUUUUCAUUCGAACUGAUCAGCUCAGCAGGUGAUUUCGCCGAUGACUUCCUGCCUGCUACAUCAGUGGGAGGAGUCUUAGAGGUCGGUGUGAAAACCUGCAGGCUGUUGGCCUUUGGACCAUCUCAGAAAUACUUGAAAAUGUCUUGGAAAGUUGACAUUGGACGUCAGACAGUGACACUACAGUACAAAUCUGCAUUUACACCACUUUGUCAUUAAAAAAUUAAAAAAAAUAAACCUUUAGUAGCAUAAAAAUGCUGCAGCUGACAUCCAAAAUGUUUGACAUUUUCAAUCCUCACACUGUUUUGGUUUUCUUUCAGCUCUUAUUUUUUGCCGACCCCAUCGUGUUUGAAAAGGAGUCUGCAUGUGACAGUUGCAGCUCUUUGUCCAGUAUUUCUCUUUAUCGGUUGUUUAAGUUUCGUGGGGAGGAAACGGAACAACUGUGGUGUUUACAUUUUGUGAUACAGACUUUUUAUGAUCAUCAUGUCAUUUUGUAAUAAAAGCAAUCUGUUUAGUAUUUUUCAUUCACCAUUUUCCCCCCAAAAAAACUACUGCAUACACUACAUGUAUCCAAAGACUGUCAGCCAAUUAAACAGUUUGACUAUUUCACA
This is a messenger RNA of Siniperca chuatsi (mandarin fish), 2816 nucleotides long. Its product is annotated as gastrula zinc finger protein XlCGF9.1-like. The transcript has a single exon. Gene Ontology annotation, molecular function: RNA polymerase II cis-regulatory region sequence-specific DNA binding; DNA-binding transcription factor activity, RNA polymerase II-specific. The record is from RefSeq and is a predicted model, not a curated record. Gene Ontology annotation, biological process: regulation of transcription by RNA polymerase II. Gene Ontology annotation, cellular component: nucleus. NCBI's taxonomy places the organism in Eukaryota, Metazoa, Chordata, Actinopteri, Centrarchiformes, Sinipercidae. Bases 60 to 521 code for a protein of 153 amino acids.